ACACUCCUUUACAUAGAAGAUUCUCUCCCCACAAGCCCCCCUUAUAAAUCUUCCUACUUCCUCACUCAGUUCCUACAGAGAACAACUGAAACCAAGCAUCAUGCACCCCACGUCUCUUCUCUCCUUUGCGGUCCUCCUGCCCACGAUCACCGCCCAUGUUACAAUGUUUGAACCCAAACAAUGGAAUGUUCCGGAGGUAGUUCGCGCUACCGUCGAAAAGUCAGAUGGUAACCUCAACCCGCUCCAAAACGACGGCAGCAACUUUCCUUGUCACGGCGUCGCCCCUGAGGCCCCGGUAGCGACCUAUCUACCGGGAACCUCCAACCCACUGAAAAUCAAGGGCACUGCAGUUCAUGGCGGCGGCAGCGGCCAGAUGGCAAUCACUUACGACACGAAUCCAACCAAGAACACCGUUUUCCGAGUAAUGACAAGUUAUAUGGGCGACCAUCCUAUCAAGGCUGCUGGGAACUUGGGUCCGGAAGAUCGGGACCCUACCGGAUUGAAGUCUGAACUCGAGCUUUGGAAACUUAAUCCGCUGAGCUUCACCGUGCCGAAGGGAUUGCCGAAGGGAAAAGCGGUCGUGGCUUGGACUUGGUUCAAUCGCAUCGGUAAUCGCGAGAUGUACAUGAAGUGCUCUACUGUUAUGAUUGGCGGGGAGGAAACGUCGAUGAGUGCUUUUGAGGCACUACCAGGAUUGUUCAAAGCCAAUAUUGGUGGAGGGUGCACCGUUCCAGAACAGACUACGGCAAUAGAUUUCAAGAACCCAGGUCCAGAGGUUUUCGGAAAGGGAAUCACUCCUGUUCCCUGCGGAGAACCUUUAUCGAAAGGUACCGGCGGGGCACCAGCGGGAAAUUCUGGACCUGAACCUAAGCCUUCAGUCGGAAACUUUACCGCUCCCAGUAAAACCAGCAGUUCCGCUCCUUCACCGCCUUCACCGCCUGUAGCAGAUGCCUCCAGUGAUGAGGAGGUGGUCACUACUCAAGUUACCUUCACGCCUUCGCCGACCGCCACGAACAAUGUGCAGCCUCCGACUUCACCGAUGAAUGCCCCUACUACUCUUCUCUCAUCCACAUUCCGCUUCUCUCCCCCUCUGCCAACAGGCACCGCAUCGGCCGUUGCCUGCAAGGCCGAGGGUGAGGUCACAUGCGGUGAGAACAACACUUGGUACUUGUGCGGCUCUGGCCGUAAGCAGUUCAUGGGUAGACUCGCCGCUGGUACUACCUGCACUGCUGGAAAGAUCGCCAAGAGGGGUGUCCGUGGAUACUACUUCUAAACACCUAACGAGAUAUUUCGUUUUCCCUCACUCCUCCACCACAAUUUUAUGAUUACUUUUUUUUUUGCACUUCCCCUCAUUUCCCUAUCCAUGUUUUUAAUUCGUCUUUCGGUAGAGUGGAGGGCUGCUGUUUCUAAUCUCAAUUUCACUACUUAAUACAUGUAUCUGCCUAGAUGGCUUCCUUCAUUUUUUGCUUCUCUCACUGCUUCUACAGCCAAGGGCGCAAUAAGGAGGUGCCCUCUAGAGCGGAAGUUUUGGGAAAAUUUUGUAAUAGUUGACCGGGAGGGGGGUGUUGCUGGUAGACGUCGCCUUGUCCUUUCAGUUAGUGUGUUUCAAAUACUAGUAGUGGAUACAAAUUAUGGAAACGCUAGAAAAACUGCUUCUUUGUCUCACUAUUCCUGAUAUCCUGGAGUGACCAUGAACUAUCACACGCCACUGAGACAACUAACUAGAAUCCACGAGUAAUCUCACGUGAUGAGGGAGGAGCCAAAAAAUAGGAGGGAGGAUAUCAUGCUGGGAUAGAUAUUCGCACGACCCCUUGGUUGUAAAUUGUGACCACUCCCCCACACCCGGAAAGAGUAACCCCUAAGUCCAUCUCCCGAAAGACUAG
Molecule: messenger RNA, 1883 nt
Organism: Tuber aestivum (summer truffle)
Lineage: Eukaryota; Fungi; Ascomycota; Pezizomycetes; Pezizales; Tuberaceae
Source: the annotation of a GenBank genome assembly